This is a messenger RNA of Phascolarctos cinereus (koala), 1618 nucleotides long. It is a transcript of the gene CCDC34, whose product is annotated as coiled-coil domain containing 34. The record is from RefSeq and is a predicted model, not a curated record. NCBI's taxonomy places the organism in Eukaryota, Metazoa, Chordata, Mammalia, Diprotodontia, Phascolarctidae.
AUGGAUGUCGAAGCCCCACAGCGCCACCCGCAGGCAGGACGCAGACGCGCACGCGGGGGGACCGAGCUGAAGCUAAGGGCGGGGAGAAACAAAGCCCCCGGCGGCGUGGGGAGAGGGGGUGUCCGCGCGCUGCCCUGGCAACGCGUGCCGGCCCCGGCCCCGGAUUGGCUGCGGCGGCGGGCGGCGCGGUGUCUCCUGGGAGCGCGUUCCCGCCGCGGCGGCAGCGCCGGUUUGAACUUGGCGGCGACGGCGGCCCUGGCCUCAGCGGCGGGCUCCGUUCCGCCUCCCCUCCCCCGCCCCGGCCCCGGCGGCGCCGCCGCGGCCAUGGACGCUGAGGAGGGCGCGCUGCCGCCGCCGCGCAGGCGAGGGGAGGCCCCCGGCGGCUCGAGCCCGGCGCCCGCCUCGCCGCUCUCCCUGCUGCAGAGCGACAGCGACGGCGCCGAGGAGCGGCAGCAGCGCCGGGGGCGGAGGCUGCACCGGCCCGAGCCCGCCAGCCGGGACCGGGGCGCGGCGAAGCCGCAGUCCGAGCCCAGUGGGUCGGAGGAGAGCGAGGAGGCCGAACGGAGGGUGGGGGCCGCGUCCUCGGAAGAAGGGGAGACCUUGGGGAGCGCCAGAAUUAAAGAAAGAGAAAAUUUGGAAAAAGGACAUCAGUGGCUUGUGUUAGAGGCUAGUCUGACACCAUGGGAAGAGUGGUUUGUUUGCAAAGAAAAAGAACAACGUGCUCGUCUACAAAACAGAGCUUUGGAGGAACUAAGUCUACAACAAGAAAAAAGAAAAGAAGUGGAAGAGCGUGAAAAAAGAAAAAAAUAUGCGAAGGAAAAACACAAGGAGUGGCUUCACAAAAAGAAUGAACAGGAAAGAAAAGAAAGGGAAUGGAAGCUUAAUAAAGAAAUGGAAGAAAAAGCCGCAAAGGACCUAGAGAAAGAACAUUUGCAAGAAAAAGCUAAAGAAAAAUAUAAAGAAUGGUUAAGGAAAAAAUUGGCAGAAGAACAUGAGAAGAAAAAAAAGGAAAAGGAAAAAGAAAAGCAGCGGCUUGCUGAACAACAGGAAAAAAAAGAAAUCUCCGAAAAGAAGUUUAAGGAAUGGCUGCAGAAUGUGAAAAACAAACCUCGUCUCAUUCCAAAGAGCUAUGGUUAUGCCAAUGGGAAACUGACAGGUUACUACAGUGGAAUUGCCUGCUCACAGCCAAGCUUUUGUAAUCCAAUCCCAUGGAAGCCCAUUUACAUUCCUCCACCUAAGGAGUCGAAGACUGCUAUAACUGUGAAGAAGAGCAAAAGACCUGUGUCCAUUCCGCCUUACAGGUCCUCCUCUUUGGUCUUUCAUAAAAACAAGGGCAAUCUUUGCCUUGGAACUCUGUGCAGAAUACAAAGAUAGUAUAUGUACCAGAUAGCCUAAAUGCUAAAAUACUCUCUUUAAAAAAAAACAAACUAGAACUAUUUUUGUUACUCGGUAUUAGCUUAAUAUUUUGUGUGAUGAUUUAUCAUUUUUAUAAUUGUUGGUAGGAAUCUGCAAGUUAAUUAAGGGAGACGUUUGCACUUUUUUAUUUUUAUAAAUGUUUCAAAGUUGUGUGUUUGUAAAAAUUCGCAUGUAUGCAAUUAAAAAAUAUGUUUGUAUUUAA